Planococcus citri (citrus mealybug) is the source of this 7058-nucleotide messenger RNA. It is a transcript of the gene MED1, whose product is annotated as Mediator complex subunit 1. Gene Ontology annotation, biological process: regulation of transcription by RNA polymerase II. Bases 376 to 4941 code for a protein of 1521 amino acids. Gene Ontology annotation, molecular function: transcription coregulator activity. The transcript has 14 exons. Lineage: Eukaryota; Metazoa; Arthropoda; Insecta; Hemiptera; Pseudococcidae. The record is from RefSeq and is a predicted model, not a curated record. Gene Ontology annotation, cellular component: mediator complex.
AGAAAAAGACUCUUGAACUUUUUUUUUCGACAGAUGUAAUUUCAAUUAUUUAUUGAAGUUUUAAAAUGUAAUUUAUCGAUGUUUAAUUUUCUCGUAUAAGGUUAUCUUUUACGAUACGUGACGUUUUAUAUGAAUCUAUCAUGCGUCGAACGAUUACAAAAUAAAAUACAUCGAUCGAAGCUUUCACUAUCACCAAAUGAUCUACGUCGAGCUAUGAUCAUUUAAUUAUACUCCGACGGGAUUGAUUCGUGAUCAUAUUUAUGCAAAAUGUUCCUUUUUCAUCGUGUACUGUACUCCGACGCUGUUCUCCAAAUCAAUAUGUUUAAUAUGCUGUAAUUCUUCAAUCAGUUGUUCUUUGUAUUCUCAUCAGCCAAUAUGGAUGAAAGUGCCAGUUUCCUUAUGGAGAAACUCCGCACAAAAAGUGGGAAUUACAAAUCCUACAAGGAGUACUCCAAAUCAUUAAGGAUGACUUUAUUGGAGAAAAGAUAUGCUUUAGAAGUGUCAGAGAAAAAUUAUUUGCAAGAAUGUCUGGAUAUACUGCAACAAAACAUUUUAGUUUCCACUCUUCCGGCGAUAAUCGAAAGAUUAGAAGUUAUAAGUCGGCAUUUAGGGUUGAAAUUCGUUUCGGGGACUGCCAAUUACGAAUAUUUCAUAUCGUCGGAUAUGUUCUAUGUUGAAGUAGUCUUAGAACCAAACGGUGAUAUCAAAGAUGUAAAAAUUCAUCACGAAAAUAACGCAGAACAACAGAACUGCGAAGAAUUAAAAACUACGUUGGAAAACCGCGAUUUCAAGGAUUUCACAUUACAACUCGAAGGACUGAUAUCCAUUUAUAAUAUAAACGCUGAAAAAAGAGUGAAAAGUAAAGCCUUCAGUUCUUUGCAAUAUUUAGAAGCGGAUAUUGUUCAACUUUCGGAAUUACAAUGCUCAUUUAUGAUGGAUCCGUUUCAUAUUAUUCAUAAAUCCGACGUUGGUCUUGUUCAAAAAAGAAGAGGAGGUCAUCCGAUGAAGAUAAUUUAUUUCAUAUCACCUUACGAUUUAUUGGAUAUAACGAAGAAAACGUAUAAACCAUUAACGUUAGAUUUACCAGAAGUUGAUUACAGCGUAUCGCUGUGUUUGGAAAGUAGUUCUACGAAUAAGCUGCAAACUCAGUCCUUAGUUAAGAGUAUAAAAUCUGAAAAAAUUGAUGAAAAUCAAGAUACUCCGCAACCAAAUCACAUUUUUGAAGAGUUAACUUCAUCGAAUACAAAUUUGUUACCAGCAUGCUUUGUUAUGAAACUGAAAGAACGUAUGCCAAUUUGCGAAUCGCUCAUAGAACAAAUGAAAGAAAUUACUGAUAUAGAGGUUAACAAAAUGGAGGGUCCAUUUCCCAUCUUAUCUCUAAUAAAACGCGAAAUCCACAAAAAGUUUGUGGAAUGUGACGAUGACUCUUCUAUUGUUACUUUACCAGAUCAACGGCAUUGUUACGUGAUGACAGAAAAUUAUGAUUUACAAGCUUACAUUGUUCAGAGCAUCCCGUUUUCUCAUCCUUCCCACGUAUCUCGGAUAUUGCCUCUUCUAAGACAGCAAGCUCUUUUUAAUAGUUUCAUUUCAUCUUGCAUUAGACCUAAAGCUGCCGAAGAUGUUUCAGAUAAACUGAAUAAAAAUUUGGAGAUGUCUUCCGAUUCAGAAUACUGUAACGGAUUUGGGCUGAAAUUUUUCGGAAGUGAAGAUUUUAAGGAUCUUAAUAAUUCAAAUGAACCUUCGCAAAAACUAAUUGCUUCCGAUAUCACCAUGUUCGAAGUAAUUCCAUUAUCGCUGCAACAAAUAACCGUCUCGUUCGAACAUCCGAUUGACGAAACCCUUAUCACAGCUGAAUUAGACCUAAGUGAUGUUUCUGAGCUUCGAUGCGACAUUUCAACGGCAUCGGAAGAUGCUAAUACGUCUGUAGUUGGUGCUCAGGAAUGCGCUUGUCGAGCUCUUCAAAGAUCGUUUUCCAUUCCUGCCACAAUGCGAGCUUUGAUUAGAUUAUGGGAAAGUCAAACCGAUACGUCGGAUGAAGAAGACCUGAACGAAUCGAGUACUAAUAACGACGUAGCCGAUUUAAACGAGAACGUUGAAAAUAAUAUGGAAACUGAGAAUACCAAAGAGAACGGCGAGUAUCCGUCCGUGGAUUUUCAUCCAAACGUUCCAAUUAAAAUAGAAACUUCGGACAGUUGCGACAAUUCGCUAGAUGGGUUUCCUGCCUUAGCGAAUAGAAACGGAGCGUUUAAUUCGGACGAUGUUUUCGAGAUACCGACUACCGCACCAGCUUUGUCUUUCGAUACCGAGAUGCAAGGCCCUUCGAAUUCGAUCAGUUUCAACGAACCGUUGCCUUCUUUUUUAGAGAACGUGAAUGAACCGCAGCAGGGUAUAUUCGAAGCUAAACCAGAACCCAUGGAUACGGAAUCAUUUUUUAAUCGCAAAGCCGUCACAGGUGGUGGCGGCGGUGACUCGUACAACACAUCGAAACCACCUCGGUUACCAAACGAUUGCGAAAUCGUAAUCGACAGCUCGAGCGAUUCCGAGCAGCCUGCUACUCCUCGCAAAGAUAUCGUAGUCGAACCCAAAGACCCUAGCCCGUGUUCGUCUAGUUCUCUAGAAUUUUCCGUUCUUACGGAGCUAGCCGCUGACGCUCCUAUGAACGACAAGCCUCAGAGUAAUUACGAAAUGAUGGACGAUAGCAUCGAGGACGUUCAACAGUUUAUUAAAAUCACCGAAAAUAAGAAUUCAAAAAACGAGAAUAGUAACGCGCUGACGUCAUCCGUGCUGUCGGAGCUAGAAAAUAAAAAUCUAGUUCCGCCAUCCGUGAGCAUUACACCGAUAACGUCGGCGCCUACGGCAGCUCCAUCGUCGUCAUCGUCGUCUUCUUCCUCUUCAUCGUCGUCGUCGUCGUCGGCGCCAUCGACCACGUUACAAUGUGGCCCGUCGUUGCAAAGUGUCAUUAGUAGUAUGGGUCUUGAGAGAAGGCCGGGUAUCGAGAUAAUUCCGAUUUCGUCGAUGCCUCCGAAUAUCCCUACGGCCCUUACCAUCACUCCUAUUCCGGCCAAAGAGAUAUUAGACGAGAGGCAAAAAAACGAUCGAAAGAAACUCAAAGCGCAAGAUGAUAAAGUACGCAUAGAAAAGAAAAAGAAGCGUAAGCACGACGAUAGUCCGAUGGGACCACCGGAGAAAAUCCCUGCCAAAUCGGAUCCCCUAUCGAAACCGGUAAUGCUAAGCAUCAAAACGACUGAUUUGCCCAGUCCGCGAUCCCCUUCCCCUAGUAGCGCUUUGAGAAAAUGCACGGUUUCUCCGACUGCUCAAUUCACCUCAGUGACAAUGAUCAAUAAAGGCAGUCCGAACAGCGGCAGUGCCAAUAACAACAUGAAAUCGAGUAAACCGCAAGGUGUCGGUAAUUUACCCAGUCCAGCAUCCAGCAGUCCCAAAAUAGGUAUUACGUCCAAUAGUCCGAAACACAACCUCAUGUCGUCGCCGAAAAAUGUGUCUUCGGGUAGCUCCGGCAAACCGAGUAUGUCGACUUUGAAGUCAGCCGUAACUUCGCCUUCGUCUAGUAAUAAAAUCAACAACGAAAUGAAAACCAAAACGCAUAAAGAUUCGUCCGGACGCGAGCACAAAGAGAAGAAAAGCUCCAGUAAUGGCGGCAGCGGUAGCAGUGGUAGCAGCAGUAGUGGAUCCGGACAUCAAAGUCCUAAAAUGAAAUCGUCCAGCGUAAAGUCGAAACAAGUUGAUGCGGCUGUUAACCUGAUGAUAACUCCGCAAUACGAUAGCAGUAUGACCGCCCCCCUGGAUCCUAAAGCUGCUUUCCAAACAACUCUGUGCCCUAAAACUAAUAAAAAUAAAGGCUCUUUGUCAGCGAUCGUUGAUAAGCUGAAAUCGCAAAAACACGGAGAUGGUCCCGUCGAAGAUGAUUGCGGCAACGGCAACAACUCUAAAAAUAGCGCGCCAGCUUCGAAAGAUGUUAAAAGCGCUCCGCAGGUUAUUCGUGCCGAAGACGCGAAAAACCUAACCUCUCCUGCUAAACCACCCGCUAUCAAAAUAACUAUCAAGACUAGCCGUCCAAAAGAUGCAUCUUCGAAUUCCGGUUCGAUAAAAAAUUCGUCUAUACCGCCAGGUAGCGGAUCUCCGAAACAUGCCAGUUCGAAAACACUAACCAAUAGUGCAACGGCGUGUAAAAAAACGCUCGGUUAUAAGACGACUGUUCCUGGCGCAUCUUCAAUGUCUUCGUCGUCGUCGAGUAAUAAAACCAGUAGCAGUAGUAGUGGUAAUGUAGCUUCUUCGAAACAUUCGUCCAAGUCGAGCAGCUCAUCGAAAUCAAAAACUAAUCAUUCUCCCAAAGGAUCGCACGGUAUCGAUGCUAAUCGCAACAAAGACAAAAUACGAUCGUCUUCGUCGAAAACUCACGGAGACAAUAAAAAUAUCUUCACCGGUAUGCCUAAACGAUCUAGUCCGGCUAACCAAGAGAGCGGAGACGAUGAAAAAUAUUCUAAACAGCCACCGCAACCUCUCGAUACUUUCUUCACAAAAAAACAUUUAGAUACGAAUUUUCAAAUUCCAAAAAUAUCCGAUCGCGAUCGUAAUAAAUCCGGAAACGAAGAUGCCAAGAAAUCCGAAUCGUCUGUCAAUAAUGUCGCCGAAGAACGGAUCAAGGAUAUUAAGCCGGAUACAGGAUCACCCGCCAAAAUACCUUUUGUCAGCUUAGAAGAUAGUAGGGCCCUCAUAGAUUCUGGCAAGAUACCCAAUUCGUACGAAAUGAAACCGAAAUGCAGCACGGAAAAUAAUAUCGAUGCCAUUAAUACUCCGUCUCACGCCAUGAACUCGAAUUGCAGUAUUUCGGCAGCCGUUCAGUCGAAUGACGGUAUCAAGAUGAAUUUAACGAAUUUUUCCAAGUUUAUGGACGAAGUUAAGAUCAUUCCAGAUGUAACGUAAAUACAUUAACGUUUUCUAGCCGAUGUAAAUUCAACGUUCUGUAUUUAAGAGUCUGAAAGGUGAUUCCGAUAGUGAGGAGAUAGAAGAUGCGAUCAUUGGGUUUAUCGAGGGAUUAGUCGAGUUUAUGUUAGCAAGUGAUUCCUUUUGAAGGGAUGACAAGUUAAACGUUUCUGUGUACUGUGUUAUUUUGUAUGUUUUGAGGAUUAAUUACCUAUGUUUCAAGAAGUGUUAUGCAGAAUCAUUUCGUGUUUUUUCCGAAGUUUUAACCGAAGAUGUUUUGACUCUACUGAAGAUAUUUUUCGUCCUAUUUUUCCAAUUUCGAAGAAAUGAAAACGAAACCGAACGAUAUUGAAAUGUAUUUUUUCAUGUUUUGGGGCGUUGAAUCCCUUUUUCUCCCCUUUCAUUACGAUGAAAUAUUUUUUUUUGGCAGAUAGUAUCCUGUUCACUUCUGAAAAUUUUCAGUUCAAAAACAUAAAAUGUUGUCCUUUAUUCAUAAAUUGCUGCUGCUGAUAUUUUUUCUGCGAUAUAUUCAAACUCUAAAUUGCUUUUCAAUUUUUUUCAAAGCUACUCAAACAUGAAUAUUUUGGGCUCGAAAUAUUAGUCUUCAGAAUUAUUGAUAACCCGCAAGGUAUGAUGUGAAAUUAUAAUAUUUUUUCUGUCUCAAUCGAAAGGUCCGAGGCGAAAACUUCGAUAAAUUAACACGAAAGGUUCCAAAAUAACAUAUUUUAUCGUGCAUGAAUUUGUAUACCUAAUGGAGGAUACGAUAUCUUGGAUGAAUUUUCCAAAAAUAAUUUUUUUCGCGUCGCAAUCGACGAUUAUUCCUUUAUAUAUAAUUCCCUUGAAACAGAAGGAUAUUUUCAAUGCAGUUUAUCAGUGUAGGUAUUUUUACAAAUCGUGUAAAUUUAUUGAUGUUCUUUCGUUAAGCCGCUUCAAUUUGAAGAAAACGAAGUCGUAUUUAUUUUUCAGCAUUUACCCAUUUAAUUAGAUUAUAUCUAUGUGUAAAAUUAUUAGAGUUUAAUGAAAACUCAUUUUUAUGGGACCAAAGUAAAAUUAUUCAUUCUAAAAAAUGGCUUCUGAUUUUUUUUGAAAAUAUUAAUCCAUAUGAUUAAAUUUUGUGAUUGGUCGUUAGAUGAAAUAUGAUCAACUCUGGUAAAAUGUUUAAUUUCGAGUAUUGAGUAUAAAAUGAUCUUUUUAAAUUUUUCUUUUCGUUGCAAAGACGAGAAAAACGAAAUAGGUAGGUACGUCUACGUAUUCGGUAUCGAUGUCCUGAAACCACUCACGUAACAGUGUUCAUAUUACAGAUUGAACCAAUUUAUACCCACCUAUAGAAAGAGUACGAAAUUUCGAAGAACUUGUUUUAUACACAUAAUUUUUUUUAUUAAUUGGUACCUACCUACUUUAUUGUUGCAAAAUUUUGAAGAAGAAAUUGGUGUAAGGUAAUAUAUUGUACUUCGAUGAGCUAACUCGUGCCGAUGUAAAUUUUACCAUUAUUUAAACGGAAUAAGGGUACAAUAUUUAUUUUUACUUUUUAGCGUAUAGGUAUGAAUAAUUUUAUUCAACUUCCUUUUUAUUAUUCCUGACAGAACGAUGCGACGUAUCUUGUACUUGAAAUACCUACACAUGUCAAAUAAGUGAUUUUUUUUGAAGAUACGAAUUUUUGCAAUGUGAUUUUUCCAUAAAUAUUGUAUUAUAUGAUUUUGUAAAUUAGCUUCUGUAAAAUUAUGUUAGAUACGAGGUUAUUCAUGUCUGCGUAUUGAAUUUAUCCGAAGCAAUAGUACAAUUUUGCAAGGGUUCAGUUUCCUAUUAUAGUACAUUUUAUUUCCGAAGUGAAAUUUUGGAAAUAUUUAAAGCAAAUGGUUGUUAGAUAUUUUGUUGUAAUUAUGCUAAAAAUAAUAGAAUUUAUUCGAUUUUUAUUUGCAGUUAUGUAAUAAUUUAGCAAAUGAAAAUUACGUUUUUUCUUUUACAUUGUUAUUGUUGUGAUACAACUUGUGAUUAUUUCACCGAUAAAAUUUCGUGUUGAAUCAAUAAAUACAUUUUAACUGUACAGAUUGUAAGUAAUUAUGAAAAAAAAAAAAGAGUAAGUGUUGCAAAUAUUGAAUUUUAAACAUAUUAUGUAA